This is a messenger RNA of Neogale vison (American mink), 1875 nucleotides long. Its product is annotated as protein FAM71A-like. NCBI's taxonomy places the organism in Eukaryota, Metazoa, Chordata, Mammalia, Carnivora, Mustelidae. Gene Ontology annotation, cellular component: nucleus. The record is from RefSeq and is a predicted model, not a curated record. The transcript has 2 exons.
AUGUGCCGCGACCUGCACAAGUUUGGGAAAGAUCUUUCUAGAGAUGCCCUUGCGGGCACACAAUACAGUUGGCCUCGAGGAGCCUCGGAGAAGCACCUUCCUUGGAGGGCUGGCCUCUUUCCCCCAGUUUCUGUGGCUGUUGACCACGUCGCCCCCGUUUCUUCCUCCCACGGACAUAGUCAUGGCCUCAGCACCUUGCCAUACGCAAUUUACAGGAGAUUAAAGAAUGAGAAAAUGGAGUCUCUGACGCCUUACCACACGGCCCACAGCGCCUCCAGGGUGGGCAUGUUCAACACGGCCAUGGGGAAACUCCAGCGACAACUGCGCAAGGGAGAAUACGACCUGUUCAAAUACUCCCCCAUGCUAGAAAGCGACUUCGUGCAGGUGACGAGACGAGGAGAGGUCGUCGACGUGCACAACCGAGUCCGGAUGAUGACCGUGGGCAUCGCAUCCACCAGCCCCAUCCUCCCGCUCCCAGAUGUCCUGCUGCUGGCCCGCCCGGCCACCGGCUGUGAACAGUACUCCGACCAGGGCCAGGCCACCAAGGGAAAAGGCCGCAAGGCUUCCACCACCCUGGAGCUCACCAGGCUGCUUCCCUUGAGGUUUGUGAGAAUUUCUGUGCACGACCGGGACAAACAACAGCUGCGUCUGAAGUUUGCCACCGGCCGCUCCUGUUACCUGCAGCUGAGCCCGCCACUGGACGCAAAGGAAGACCUCUUCCCCUACUGGGAGAAGCUUAUCCACAUACUGCGGCCGCCGCCGGUGCACACCCACAGCAGAAGCGACGCCACUCGAGCAGAGGACAUGCUGGACGGGCCUCUGCUGCAGGACGACGACGGGAGGAACGCAGCAGAGGCAGAUUUCCAAGGAAUGGAGGAUCAGGACCAGGUCAGCGUCAGGAGCCUCCACGAGGGCUCGGAGGUGGCCGGGGCCACCUCUGCAGCUUUUGCUGGCGGGGAAGAGACCUUUCAGGACCCCGCAAAACCCAACAGCGUGCCCACUCUCGCUGCCCCCAACUGCCCGGGGCUCUCCAGGGAGUCGGCAGCAGGGGCCACGACCGAGGCGGCGGCCGCCGGGGAGGCCGCGGCAGCCGCGGCAGUGGCGGCGCCAGGGACAGCAGCAGAGUUCGCAGCGGGGGAGGCCGGCAUCUGCCUGGCGUUCGCCGGGCCCGGAGCUGCCGGCAAGCCUGCGGGGGAAGCCGCUCCGGACGCGUCGCAAGGCCAGCUCCUGUCGGACGCGUCGCAAGGCCAGCUCCUGUCGGACGCGCCGAGCUCGGCGGGCAGUGGGGAGCCGGCGGGAAGGCCGCCCCGCAAGCGCCGGGAGGAGGAGCGAGCCCCCCGCAGUUCCCGCCACCGCAGGGCCGCCGACAGCCGCCACAAGGCCCGGGGGAACAAGAUCAGCCCGGCGGACUCCAGCCGCUCCUUAGGCAGCCACAGAGCCGCGCGGGAGGACAAGGACGACGAGGGCCGCCGCAGCCCGGCGCGCGGCAGGCGCGCCCCCGACGAAGGCAUCAGCCACGCCCCCAGCGCCGAGGAGUCCGGGACCGCCCACAAGUCGGGGCGGAGCCUCUCCGCCGGCAGCUCGGGCUCAGGCACCAAGAUGCUCCGCAGGAUCCGCGGGUUCCUGAGGAACCUGAGAGUCCGCCUCACCGCCUGAAGCGCGCGGCCUCCCCCCACGCCGCAGAGACGUGAGAAGACUGCGGACAGGAGCGGUGUGGAGGAGGCCAUCGCCCAGGCGGCGGCGAGCAGCCAGGGCUUGGAGAGCGCGGGGAGCGGGACGUCUGAGGUCAUGGAGGAAUGGAACUUCCUGGGCCCAGAUAUUGGGCUCCUGGGGGACCUCUCCCAGGAGACUACAUUUAAAAAAAAAAUAAAUUAA